CGGCUUAUUUUGUUUUAUACAGUCAUACUUAUUUUACAGAUAAUGUUUGAGAAAUUCAACACCCCAGCAUUUUACGUGAGUAUCCAGGCAGUACUUACAAUAUUUGCAUCAGGUAGGCAUGCUGGUGUCGUAAUAGAUUCUGGUGAUGGCGUCACUCAUAUUGUUCCUGUUGAAGGCAUUUAUCCUAUACCUAACGCCAUUUUAAGAACUGACGUUGCAGGGAGGGAUCUGACACACUACUUAGCCAAACUUCUACAAAAAGGCGGAUAUAGUUUCAACACUUCCGCCGAGAUGGAAAUUGUCCGAGAUAUUAAAGAAAAACUAGGAUAUGUCGCACUAGACUUCCAGAAGGAAUUGCAGACGACAGAAUGUACUUCCGCAAAUGAUAUGACGUAUGAACUUCCGGAUGGUCAGAAAAUUGUAAUUGGGAGUGAAAGAUUUCGUUGCGCUGAGGCGUUAUUCGAUCACACUCUAUUAGGCAAAGAACAGUUUGGUUUCAGUAACAUGGUACAUGAAUCUAUUAUGAAAUGUGACAUUGACCUUAGAAGACAUUAUUACGUCAAUAUUAUCCUCUCGGGAGGGUCCACUAUGUUCCCAGGAAUGAAAGAAAGAGUAGAACAAGAUCUGAAACGCUUGGUUCCUCUAAAAAAUAUAGUCAAGGUCGUAGCACCGCCUGGAAGAAAGUACUCUGUGUGGAUUGGAGGCUCAAUUAUAGCCUCGCUAUCAAUUUUUCAAGAUAUGUGGGUCAGUAAAACAGAAUAUGAGGAAAAUGGGCCGACAAUUGUACACCGGAAGUGUUUUUAUUAGGGUUUUUUUUCUUCUGGAAAAGACGUGAUGGCCAAUUUAAAUGGCAAAGUUCGUGAUGAUAUUAAUAUGUCAAAGAUGGUAUUGAAGUCGAGAGAACAAAAUACAAUGUAUAAAGAUUAAAAACUGAAUGAUAA
Messenger RNA from Ruditapes philippinarum (Manila clam), 941 nucleotides. RefSeq lists its product as uncharacterized. The transcript has 5 exons. NCBI's taxonomy places the organism in Eukaryota, Metazoa, Mollusca, Bivalvia, Venerida, Veneridae. The record is from RefSeq and is a predicted model, not a curated record. The annotation marks the transcript as partial.